AUGUCGGGUUUCGAAAAUGGAAUUAAAAUCAAGGCGCACGGUGCAUGCAGCAGGAAGAGUGGUGAUUGCUACAUCUAUCACGAGCUUCUCGGACAUGAUCUUGCGCACCAGGUUCUCCGCACGCAGAUGCCCAAGUGCUUCUCUGCGCCAUGUCUUCCUGAGUUCGACCACUCUCAAAUGUAUGCAGUCAAGAACGUUCUACAGAAGCCCAUUAGCAUUAGUCUGAUCCAGUGGCCUGGUGCUGGAAAGACCGCAACUUCUACUUCGAUCGUCGAUCACCUCGCCAAGAUAAUGUCGGUCAAACUCCCGUCUGUCGAACAUGGCUAUCGACCAGCACCGAGGAGACCGAGCUGGGAUGGCAUGACGGAUCUCGACGACAGGAAAAGCCAGUAUGUGGAAACGCAAUCGGGCAUGACUGCGUUCUAG
Molecule: messenger RNA, 426 nt
Organism: Suillus subalutaceus
Lineage: Eukaryota; Fungi; Basidiomycota; Agaricomycetes; Boletales; Suillaceae
Exons: 4
Coding region: 1-426 (141 amino acids)
Source: RefSeq, a predicted model, not a curated record